This is a messenger RNA of Capsicum annuum, 660 nucleotides long. RefSeq lists its product as uncharacterized. The transcript has 4 exons. The record is from RefSeq and is a predicted model, not a curated record. Lineage: Eukaryota; Viridiplantae; Streptophyta; Magnoliopsida; Solanales; Solanaceae. The coding region runs from base 1 to 660 and encodes 219 amino acids.
AUGACAAUGAGAGCACAUGAUAAAGUAGAGGUUUUUGAUAUAUACAAGGCGCUAAAAUUGCCUGUCAUAUAUGAGGAGUUGUCUGCUAUAUCCAUUAUAGACGUUGAGUCUGAUUGUUUAUCUGAUAUACAGGUAAGAGAAGCAAUGACAGUCUUAAAAAGAAGGAAGAAGGCGAUUGGGUGGCAGAUAUUUAACAUUACAGGGAUAAAUCUAGCUUUUUGCAUGCAUAAGAUAUACAUGGAAGAAAUUUUGAAAACAAGGGUGCAGCAACAACGUAGAUUGAAUUUGGUGAUGAAGGACGUGGUGCGGAAAGAGAUUACCAUUGCACCUGAGGACCAAGAGAAGACAACUUUUACUUGUCCAUAUAGCACAUAUGCAUUUAUACGCAUGGCUUUUGGCCUCUGUAAUGCACCUGCAACAUUUCAGAGAUGCAUGAUGGAAAUUUUAUAUGACAUGGUUGAAGAAUUUGUCGAGGUAUUCAUGGAUGACUUAUUUGCUUAUGAUAAUUCUUUUGAGGUCGCGAGAGAAAAGAGAUUGUUAAAGCUUACUGAACUUGAUGAAUUUCAUCUCCACGCUUAUGAGAAUGACAAACUGUACAAAGAGAAGACCAAAAAGUGGCUUGACAAGCAAAUUCAGGAUAGAGUGUUUGAAUCCAGAUAA